Molecule: messenger RNA, 1662 nt
Organism: Penicillium maclennaniae
Lineage: Eukaryota; Fungi; Ascomycota; Eurotiomycetes; Eurotiales; Aspergillaceae
Product: fasciclin domain-containing protein
Exons: 2
Coding region: 1-1662 (553 amino acids)
Biological process (GO): macroautophagy
Cellular component (GO): fungal-type vacuole membrane
Source: RefSeq, a predicted model, not a curated record
AUGCGUGCCUACGUGUUACUAUCAGUGGUAGCUUCCUUAUGCUCUGCUCUGGUUCUUCCAGAUCAAGAGAUUCUUGCGGCCCUUUCAAAGGCUUUCCCAGGUCUCCAGGAGCAUGAACACUCUCAGUCCUUCUCCACUGGUGUAGGUAGCCAGCAUGUUGAGCCAGAUAUCGAGACAUGGUGGGAAAUGGUUUCGGCUAUGACUCGGGACAGACAUGACUCUGCCGCUGAUCUAUUGUUGAGUCUGCUGGGAAGUGAUCUUAGCUUGGAUGGUGCUGUCAGGGUUCCAAAGGAGAGGAACCCUGGGAGUGAUGGCACUGACGACGAUGAAGGUGGUGGAGGCAACAAUAGGAAAGACGAUGAUGAGGAUGAUGAGGAUGAUGAGGAUGAUGAGGAUGAUGAGGAUGAUGAGGAUGAUGAGGAUGAUGAGGAUGAUGAGGAUGAGGAGGAUGAGGAGGAUGAGGAUGAUGAGGAGGAAGAUGAGGAUGAUGGGGACGACGAGAGACCGGACUUUCGCUGUCAAGCAGGUCCAGAAACAAGACUCCGACCUGGCUAUUCUAGACAUCCAAGGCUAGGAUAUGCCCGGCUCUUGCCCGAGGAUGAUCGUCGAGCAUGUCCGCCCGAGGUAUUCUGUUCAGAAGACCACACCAUCUGGGAGCUGAUCAAUGAGAGCGCGAAAACCUCACGACUUGCGAGCCUCAUAGAAAACAAUGACGACCUGGUCAGCGUGCUCAACAGCACUGCAGCAAAACACACUCUAUUCGCGCCAACAAACAGAGCCCUGGAGCGACUGCUUCACGAAGAGCCUCCGACCCAUCUGCUGAAACAGAUCGAGCACUACCAUGUCAUCUCUGGUCUCUUCAAAACAGACAAGCUUCGACGCCACCAGACACUGCGAACCGCACUGAACGAGUCCUAUUUAGGCGAAAACAUGCCACAGCGCGUGGUAGUGAAUAAACGCCGGAACGCCCUGGUGCUGAACGGCCUCAGCCGUAUUGUAGCAGGCGAUAUUCUCGCUAACAAUGGUAUCAUCCACCACAUCAACAACCCUCUUUUACCACCUCCAAACACAAGUGCCAUUAUCGAUCUUCUCCCGGCCCACUUCAGCACUUUCGCUCACGGUCUCGAACGCACAAAACUCACCAAGUACUUCUGGAAAGACAAUCGCGCCGGCGGAACAACAUUUGCCCCUACAAACGCGGCAUUCGAGCGCCUUGGACCUCUCGCAAAUGCCUUCUUGUUCUCUCCACAGGGUGAGCAGUGUCUGCGGUCUUUGCUACAGUAUCAUAUCGUGCUGAAUCAGACCAUGUACUCGGAUGCGCUGUACGCGAAGGGAAAUGUGCUCGAAUUUGGAGGGAAUGAUUCGAGUGCUUCAGUCCAUGUGGGAUUGCCGACGAUGUUGAAGGGUCAUACUUUGAAUGUUGAUGUGGCGACGAGAGGGCCUAGGGUUGAGGUUAGGGUGAAUGGGUUUGUUCGGGUUGUCGGAUUGGAUCUGGUGGCAAAGGAUGGGGUGCUGCAUGUAUUGAACGAAGUGUUGCUUCCAUCGAAGAAGGUUGGAGGGAAGAUGAGACGGGAUGAUGGAGUGGACAGAAUUGGGUUGGAGUGGUUAAAGCAGCAGCUGGGAGGCUGUGUUGGAGAAAAGUCGGCGCGCAUGGAUCUGUGA